GCCGGCUCGGUCCUCCACCUUCCCGGCAUUCCCCGGCAGGACAUGGCGGCGGUGGAGGCGGCGGAGAUCCAGUUCGCUCAGCGCCUCGCCUCCAACGAGAAACGCUUCCGCGACCGCGCCGUCAAGAAGCUGCGGCGGUAUCUCAGCGCCCGCUCGCAGCGGCUCUCAGGUGGUUUCAGUCAAGACGAGUUACUCAAAAUAUGGAAGGGCAUCUUCUACUGCAUGUGGAUGCAAGACAAACCUCUCCUGCAGCAAGAACUGGCAGAGUCCAUUGCCCAGCUUGUACAUACGUUCAGGAAUCUGGAUGCCAAGUUCCUGUUCCUGGAGACGUUCUUCCAGACCAUGAAUCGCGAGUGGAAUGGGAUUGAUCGACUGCGCAUGGAUAAGUUCUACACUCUGGUCCGCCUGGUACUGAGGCAGUUUCUCGAGGAACUGAAGAGCAUGAGCUGGGAUGAAAGUGUCGUCAGCCGAUUCCUGCGGUGUGUGACGGGCGAGGUGAUGAGUUCCGCCGGGAACGCUGCGCCCAGUGGCAUCCGCUAUCAUUUCAUCGACAUCUACCUGCAAGAGCUGGCUAAAGUCGGCACAGAGCAGCUAACCGCAGAACAGAACCUGAAGUUUAUUGAACCUUUCUGCCGAAUUGCUGCCAAAACCAAAGAUCGUAUUCUGUUCCACAUGAUCUACCAGGGAAUCUUCGAGAUAAUGGUGGACCAGGCACCCUUCGCUAUCGAGGAUUUAAUGAACGAGCUGCAGGCCAGCGAGGAUGAAGGCGAGUCGGCUGAGGAACUGAGGUCAAGUCCAGAGAUCGUCAAGCCGACAACACCAUCGGCAAAGAUCAACGGGUCGACGGAGGAAUGUGUGGUGCUGCCGGAGCUGGAUGGAGCCGGAGAGGGGCCAAAACAUUCCCGCUACGUCAAUGAUGUCGGUCCCGUGCUCCAGUUUGACUACGGGGCUGUGGCCGACCGUCUGUUCCAGCUGUCCAGCAGAGCGGGCACUCCCACCCACAACAGGAAGCGCCUGUACAAGCUGGUGCGAAAGUUCCGGGACUUAGCUGAAGGAAUCUUUCCUGAAGAUGCCGUUCCUUGUGACAUGUCUUCAGACGAAGAAGAUGAAGAUGAUUUUAACUGGAGGAAGAAGAAGAGGAAGCAAAGACUGGAGAAGGCUGUGACGGGGAAGGAGGAAGGAAUCGGUAAGAAAAAGGCGGUGAAAGGGAAGAACAAGAAGAAGCGGUGCCCCAAAGGGAGGCGGCCGUCGGGGACGGGCGAGAGCGAGGGUCCAUCAGAGGGGGUCGUGAAGGAGGUGCCCGAUACCAAGGCAGGGUCACUCCGGGAACCCGUGAGGAAAAAGAAGAAGAGGUCGAUACUGGUCGCCGGAGCUGUGACACUAGAGGGAGCGGUGGGCGGCAGUGAUGAGCCAAGUCGGGGACAGGAUCAUCUGGCCAAGAGAAAGCAAGUCCGCAAAUGCAAGCCCGACCCACGUCCUGUGGCCAGCCCCGGCGACGCUGUCUCCAAGAGGAAGAAGAAGAAGGCGUCGCUCUCCAACGGGACCAGCUGGCCCGAAGGUUCGACUCCCAAGGAGCCCGUGGUCUGCAAGAAGGUGAAGAGGGACGUGGUGAAGCUUCAGAGGCAAAGCAAGAAGCCGGCCGUUGGCAGCGAGGCGCCUGUCAGCCGGGCCGGAGUCAGGAGCAAGAGGAAGGCAGCCGAGCUGUGUGUGGGGAUCGACAAGAAGCUGAAGAUGAAGAGAAGUCCGGCUGUGGCCCAGGACGAGGCCCGACCAAAUGUUGUGAUCCCGGCGCUGAGCGCGGCAGAACCCUGCGCCUUUGCCAAGUUUGAAAGCGCUCCCGUGCCGAAGCCCAUCUUCAUCAGGAAAGUGGGGGGCGUGAAUUCUACUCCCAGGCCGCGGCGACGUAAGGAGAUUAAAAUCAGGUCGACUUCUACAAAGAAAGUGCGUUUUGGAUUGAGAAAGAACACAACAGCAGAAUUUAAGAGGACGGACAAGAGCAUCCUGGUCAGCCCAGCGGGAACAUCACGGGUUGCGUUUGACCCAAAGCAGCAGCCUCGUUACAGCGUGCUGAAGGCCAACUAUACACCCAACUGCUCCCCCCUGCUUCGGCGCAAGCCAGACUCGCUCACCACCAGCAAACGGCCCUCGGCCAUGGACUUCUUCUGAGCUCACCGCAGCUGCCUUAUAACAAGAGUCCCUCAGACAACUUCCCCCUGUCCAUCCCAGCAUCCUGUCUCCUUUGCUCAAUCAGUGGACCGCUCAGUGAGGUGGUCGAUGCUCUCUCUCUCCCCAUCUCUCUCACACUUUGUUUUGCUCUCUCCCCCUC
Messenger RNA from Leucoraja erinaceus (little skate), 2326 nucleotides. Its product is annotated as ribosomal RNA processing protein 1 homolog A-like. NCBI's taxonomy places the organism in Eukaryota, Metazoa, Chordata, Chondrichthyes, Rajiformes, Rajidae. The transcript has 16 exons. The record is from RefSeq and is a predicted model, not a curated record. Gene Ontology annotation, biological process: rRNA processing. Gene Ontology annotation, cellular component: nucleus; preribosome, small subunit precursor; preribosome, large subunit precursor. Bases 43 to 2166 code for a protein of 707 amino acids.